GUUUUAAAACAUCCACCAUUGUUACCAAACAUAGAAGAAAAAAAACACACACGUAAAAUUCAAAGACAGCCUAAAAACCACCAAAAAAAUUCAAACGCCAACUCAAAAGACUAUUUGAUAUUUCAUACACAUUCAUCAUAUCAAUAUAUCAUUCUUCUUGUUCUUUAUUCUUUUCCUUCAAUCUUGAAUUUUAUUCUCUUUCUCUUAUUAUUUUCUCCCUCUCAUAAACUUUAACAAAAUUCGAUCUCUGGUCGAAUAUUAAAAAAAAUAGACCAGAGAUCGACGUACCAUGUCCCAAUUUCGAAACAUCCAUAACACGAAGUAAAUAUAUCGAUGGAUAAAGGUGUGUUAUUCGGGAAAUACGAGGUGGGUCGAUUGCUAGGAUGUGGUGCUUUCGCCAAAGUAUACUAUGCAAGAAACAUCAAAACUGGCCAAAGCGUGGCAAUAAAAACCAUCAACAAAAAGAAGAUCACGAGUUCAAAUCUCAUGUCGAAUAUAAAAAGAGAAAUAACCAUCAUGGGUAAAGUUCGACACCCAAACAUUGUACGUUUAUACGAGGUCUUAGCAUGUAAGACCAAGAUAUAUUUUGUUAUGGAGUUUGCUAAAGGCGGCGAGCUCUUCGCUAAGGUGGCGAAAGGCCGAUUUAGCGAAGAGCUCAGCCGCAAAUAUUUCCAACAGCUGAUCUCAGCUGUUGGAUAUUGCCAUUCUAAAGGUGUAUAUCAUCGUGAUCUAAAACCUGAAAAUCUCCUAGUAGAUGAGAAUGGUAAUCUCAAAGUUUCAGAUUUCGGUCUUAGUGCAGUUAAAGAUCAAAUCCGACCUGAUGAUGGAUUAUUACAUACAUUAUGUGGGACACCCGCAUAUGUUGCGCCCGAAAUCUUGACGAAGAAAGGAUAUGAUGGUGCUAAGGUGGAUAUAUGGUCAUGUGGGAUUAUAUUGUAUGUUCUUACAGCUGGUUAUUUACCGUUUAAUGAUCCGAAUUUAAUGGCGAUGUAUAAGAAGAUAUAUAAGGGUGAAUUUCGGUGUCCUAAAUGGAUGUCUUCGGAUCUUAAACGAUUCUUAAGUCGUUUACUCGAAAUCAAGCCUAAUGCUCGUAUUACUAUGGAUGAGAUUAUCCAUGAUCCUUGGUUUAAGAAGGGUGGAUUGUUUAAAGAUAAAGGUCCCGAGUUCAAAUUUCAAUUUUAUCAAGAUUACUCUGUUUACGAAGAUUUUGAUAAACACGAACUGCAUCAGCCACACCAGCACCAGCACCACCAGCACCAGCAACAGCAACAGCAACAAGAGAUGGUAGACAUGGGCGAGGCGAGUAGUAGUACUAGUACUAGUAGUAGUAUUAGUAGUACUUCGUCAUUGAAUGCCUUUGAUUUGAUUGCCUUUUCAUCAGGGCUAGAUUUAUCAGGGUUGUUUGAUAAGUCAUAUAACCCCAUUGUGGACGGGGAGAAAUUCUUGUGUUCUUUGUCUGUCGAUAAAAUCAUAGAGAUUUUUGAAGAAGUCGCGAAUGGUGAGAGUUUGAAGCUUAAUAAGAAGAAGGAUUAUGUGGUAGACUUGCUAAGUUCGAAUGGGAGAUUUAUAACCAGGGUUGAGAUUAAUCAGCUUACUGAUGAGCUUGUAGUUAUUGAAGUGAAGAAUAAAGGAGGAGAUUCUAUAUGUUAUAAUAACAUUUGGAAGAAUAAAUUGAAGCCCAAACUUUCUGAGUUAGUAUUUAACUCUGAAAUACAAUCUGAUGAAGAAAUUGAUGCAGCACAUGAAGUUGAUGUUUCUGUUGAGUGAUUGAUCAUAUUCUGGUAUAUAUUUGGAGUAUUUCUGAUUAUAUUUACUAAUACAACAUUGUUCAAUUUUGGAAAAUUUGAUAUUGUUGUUUGUAUAAUAUUGUGUGUCAAAAGAAUCUAUCACUUAGAUAGAAUGUGUGAAAACUUUUGUGGGUGUGUUUUUAUUUCAUGAUCUGUGAUGUUAAGAGUUUGAGUUACAGUAUAAUGAUCUUCAUGAAUUGUUCCAGUUGUUUGUGAUUGGAACAAUUCUAUUAGUAGCACUAUGUGUAAUAAUUACAAUAAAAAUAAUCUAAUGUAUUGAGAGGGAGAAAGUAGUAUGAUCCGGGUUUUUCUUCAUCGCCCGGAUGAGAAAAAAUUUAAAGGUAACAUUUGUUAUUUCCAAAAAAAAAAAAUUACUUGAUACGUUUGUAAAUUGUAAAUGUUAUAUU
Beta vulgaris subsp. vulgaris (sugar beet) is the source of this 2194-nucleotide messenger RNA. Its product is annotated as CBL-interacting serine/threonine-protein kinase 11. Gene Ontology annotation, molecular function: protein kinase activity; ATP binding. NCBI's taxonomy places the organism in Eukaryota, Viridiplantae, Streptophyta, Magnoliopsida, Caryophyllales, Amaranthaceae. Bases 334 to 1767 code for a protein of 477 amino acids. Gene Ontology annotation, biological process: protein phosphorylation; signal transduction. The transcript has a single exon. The record is from RefSeq and is a predicted model, not a curated record.